Hipposideros armiger (great roundleaf bat) is the source of this 7500-nucleotide messenger RNA. It is a transcript of the gene ITGBL1, whose product is annotated as integrin subunit beta like 1. The record is from RefSeq and is a predicted model, not a curated record. The coding region runs from base 106 to 1167 and encodes 353 amino acids. Gene Ontology annotation, biological process: cell adhesion mediated by integrin; cell migration; cell-matrix adhesion. Gene Ontology annotation, molecular function: integrin binding. NCBI's taxonomy places the organism in Eukaryota, Metazoa, Chordata, Mammalia, Chiroptera, Hipposideridae. Gene Ontology annotation, cellular component: focal adhesion; integrin complex; cell surface. The transcript has 9 exons.
CAUGGUAAGUGUGACUGUGGAAAGUGCAAAUGUGACAAAGGAUGGUCUGGGGACGCUUGCCAGUAUCCAACUAACUGUGACCUGACAAAGAAAAAAAGUAACCAAAUGUGCAAGAAUUCCCAAGAUGUCAUCUGCUCUAAUGCAGGUACAUGUCACUGUGGCAGGUGUAAGUGUGAUAAUUCAGAUGGAAAUGGACUCGUUUAUGGUAAAUUUUGUGAGUGUGAUGAUAGAGAAUGCAUAGAUGAUGAAACGGAAGAAAUAUGUGGAGGCCAUGGAAAGUGUUACUGUGGAAACUGUUACUGCGAGGCUGGUUGGCAUGGAGAUAAAUGUGAGUUCCAGUGCGAUAUCACCCCCUGGGAGAGCAAGCGAAGAUGCACAUCUCCAGAUGGCAAAAUCUGCAGUAACAGAGGGACUUGUGUAUGUGGGGAAUGUUCUUGCCAUGAUGUUGACCCAACUGGCGAUUGGGGAGAUAUUCACGGAGACACCUGUGAGUGUGACGAAAGGGACUGCAAAGCUGUCUAUGACAGAUAUUCUGAUGACUUCUGCUCAGGUCACGGGCAGUGUAAUUGUGGAAGAUGUGACUGCAAAGUAGGCUGGUAUGGGAAAAAGUGUGAACACCCACAUUCCUGCCCACUGUCAGCUGAAGAGAGCAUCAAAAAAUGCCAAGGAGGCUCUGACCUGCCUUGCUCCGGAAGGGGUAAAUGUGAAUGUGGCAAAUGCACUUGCUACCCGCCGGGAGAUCGCAGGGUUUAUGGCAAAACGUGCGCGUGUGAUGACCGCCGCUGUGAAGACCUGGACGGUGUGGUCUGUGGAGGCCACGGCACGUGUUCCUGUGGUCGCUGCGUUUGUGAGAGAGGAUGGUUUGGAAAGCUCUGCCAACAUCCCAGGAAGUGUAAUAUGACGGAGGAACAAAGCAAGAGUCUGUGUGAAUCAGCAGAUGGCAUAUUGUGCUCAGGAAAGGGUUCUUGUCACUGUGGAAAGUGCAUUUGUUCUGCUGAAGAAUGGUAUAUUUCUGGAGAAUUCUGCGACUGUGAUGACAGGGACUGUGACAAACAUGAUGGGCUCAUUUGCACAGGGAACGGAAUAUGUAGCUGUGGCAACUGUGAAUGCUGGGAUGGAUGGAAUGGAAACGCAUGUGAAAUCUGGCUUGGCACAGAAUAUCCUUAACAAUUACAUGGGAGAGGACUGAUUCUUAAUUUUCUAAGCCAUUAGAACAUAUAAAUGCAAAGGAAACCAUGUAUAAUCACCACGAGGACAGGUCAAACAGACUGUUGUAUGUUUUUGUUUGUUUUUUUUAUUUCUGAAUGCCUGAAUGAAACCUGGGUACCCAUUAAAAAUAAAUUAAGCACACUCUGAUGUAAAUAACACCAGAGAGAAAUUUCCUUCCAUAAUUUACAUCAGUGGUUCUCAACAAGGGCAAUUUUGCCACCCAGAAAACAGUUGGAAAUGUCUACAAUUUUGAUUGUCACACUGGGUAGGGUGGGAGGGUGUGCUACUGGCAUCUCUAGUGGGUAGAGGCCAGGGACGGACGCUGCUAAACAUUGUACAGAGCACAGGGCAGCACCCCUCCCCAACCCCCCCGCCCAAGACAAAGAAUGAUCUGAUUUCAAAUGUCAAUAGUUCCAGAGUUGAAAAAUGCUGAAUUUACAUGGUUGUUAGAAAUGCACAUCCCUACACGAGAAAGCCCAUUUUACAAUCUAAGGAAAAGAUAUAUCUUCAUAUAAAUCCAUCAAUCAUAUUUUUCCUGGUUUCCAUAUCAUUUAGCAUUUCGGUAUGGGGACAACGAAGACACACACACAUGAAGUAUAAUGUCGGUGUGCUAGGGCAGAAGCCAGAUCACCAGUGCUUUUGAAAAAAAGACUGGUCAUUUUUAGUCAUUAAGUCAUUUCUCCAGUCUCAGUUUAAACUCACACACAGACAAAAAUUCUGUUAAGAUGAAGAAAGAGGUUAUGAAAAAUGUACAAUUUAACAUUUUUAAUAAAUACUGACAUAGUUAUUUACACUGUGUCAAUAUGUAUUUACCAACUGAUGAUUAACAACAAAAAAAGAAUUGUUAUUCAAGACUAUCCAUUUUCUGUUACUAGAACAUUUAGAAAUCAGGUUUUUCACUAUUUAAGUUACUCGAUGGUAACUCACCUUUCAAAAAGAUAAUAUCUAGUUAGCUGUAUGAUGGGCCUGAAAUAUGCAUUCAUUUGUCUUAAAAGGCUCUCUUAUGUCUAAGAAUACAUUUAUUACUUGCUGGAAAAGUAGGGUCAUAAGAAGUCAAGAAGAAAUACUAUGAUAAAAUGGCACCAGUCUCAAAAGCUUAGAGAAUUAAAAAAAAAAUCUAGAAAUGGCUUAAAUAGAAAUUACAAAUAUUCACUCAGUGAUAGGAACAAAAUGUUUAUUUUCUUAAUGGUGAAAUUUUGCUCUGCAUGAAAUUCACAUUGAAUUAUGAAAACAUACAAUAAUUUGGACUUCCCUUAUAUAUUUAUAGUUAAAUCUACUUAUACACAUUAGUUUAGACAAACUUUAAUUAUUUAGAGCUGAAACAGACCCACUUUUCUCUAAAUGAGAAUUAUAUUUUUGUAAAAUCCCAGAAUAAAUUAACAAAAUCAUUUCCAUAUUGUUUAAGACAAAAAUUUUUAUUUGGAAAUUUUACUUAACGAUGUAAAUAUUUGAGAAUCAUCGCUUGGACUUUAUAAGUCAAAUCACCAAAAAUAAGGAAAAUAUAAAUAUGUAUCUGCCGAGUUACUUAAAAUUUAACAUUGAAAAUGAUUUAAGAGAAAAUGUAACUGGUACUGAUUUUUAUAGUACUAAUGUUAUUCUCAUAAUUAAUAGAUUUAUAAAAUUGUUAUCUCUAUCCUGAGAUUAAGAAGUGCAACCAUAUUAGUUGUAUCUCUACCGUUAAGUAUGUCAAUUGGUAUAUCAGUUUUGUAAAAUGAGAGGAACAUAAGCAAUUAAGAAAUAAAUAUAGAUUAUUAUAUUCUUUCCUCCUCUUUAAGUAUUGAACUUCUAACAAACCUCUUAUUAUUCAGAAGCAAUGUUGAUGACUUAUUCGAUGAUAGACACAUCUGAAUUUCCUACAUGAUCUAGCCGCCAUAGUACAAAUGACAUUCAGGUCUCCUGUUGCAGAGCUCUGCUUUCUAUGGAAAGGACCAGAUAUGAAACAGUUUAGACUUUUUGGGCCACAUAUAUCUCUGUUGCAUAUUCUUUGCUUAUUUGUUUUGGAUACUUUAAAACUGUAAAAAAGAAAAAACAAAAAAACAAAAAACUCAUUCUGAGCUCCUGGGCCACACAAAAACAGAUUGCAAGCUGGAUUUGACUCACAGCCGAGGGGUUGUUUGCCAACCUGUGCUCUGUUGGAACUAACCUUCAUUUCCUGUAUCUCCUCACAUAACCUUAGGUAUGUCUUAUUUUUCUUGUAGUUCUCUAUAUUUGUCAAUGCUUUUCAUUAACAACAACGACUACAAAAAAGUGUUUCUCUGUUUAUAUUUUAAUAUAAAAAAAUGUCUUCAGCAUUAUGGUUUUUUUUGUUUAAGAAAACAUUAAGGUAUGGAGAAAUGUUUAUAUUAUAAAAUUCAGAGUGUGAUUUUUCCAAAUUUUUUGACAAAGUGAAAAUAUAUCACAAUCAACAACGUUCUGGGUUCAUUUAGCUACAAAUUAUUGAGCUGAAACUAAGUUAUAGCACAAGUGACAUGGUACCUAAACUAUAAUGAGUAUUUUUCCUUUAAAACAAAAAUAUUUUCUUUUUACUUUUUUUCAUCUGCUGUAAUAGUUCGUGUGUGUGUGGGUAUGUGUGAUUUUGACUCUAGCAAUGCAAACAUCAAUAGAUCUAUUAAGAAAUGAUUUAAUGGAUGUGUUUAAAUUAGAAAAAAAAUAAACAUAGUUACAUGUAAAGACAUACAUUCUACCCUUCUUAAAUGUGAUUUGGUACUUUGACUUUUGAUACUGAUACUGUUAGAAACUCUCUCUUUGAAAGAAGGCAGGGCAAGAACAAACUUUCAAUAGGAGGAGGGAACAUGUGUAAAUCUCAAUAGUUUGUUCAAGUUUGUUCCAUGCUACAGUGCGAUUAAUGUCAAUUGGGAAGGAUACGACCAGUUUGUAAGUGGUGUUGGCACAAACCCUACUUGCUUGGCAAACUUUCACUGAGUAAUUCUCCUAUAAGGCCUUUUCAGUAAAAUUCGAGGAAGGUCCUAAGACCUAAGAGGGGAGCAUUAUACCACUUUUUUUCUUUCUGCAUUCCUUGAGCAAAUCUAGAUUCCUGCAGCCCAUUGAAAGGAAUAGCCUCCACCUCUCAAACGCAAACACAGUCUCUGCCAGCAAACAUCAGGAUUAGACUGAAUUAGAAAGCCAAGAAAAAACAAAAAUGAAACACAACUCAGCUUUUGUCUGCAGACUCAUUAUCAAAACUUUGAAACCCUUCUCAGUAUUCAAGACAGUCAACAGGCUGUGUUCCACCUUGCAAGCUAAGAAAUCUAAGCUAUGAAAUGUACAUUUACUCCAAAGUAACACAGUUCAGUUCACAUCUGGAUUUUGAUGUGCCUGGAUUUAGCUUAAUUGCUUUCCCUGGAUAUUGUCUUGUUCUGAAAUGAAAUUGAAAAUAAUUGUCAAAUAUUUUCACUUCCUUCUAAAAUGGGUUUCUUAAUCAAUCUGGUCUUUCCUUCAAAUUUUAAUGCUCCUUAUGUAAUAUUAGCGAGAAAACUUUAAAUGAAGUGAUACGUGUCUAACUUAUAGAACAAGAAAUUCUUUUCUUUAUUGUUCUGUCUUGUUAUUUUUUAAAGAAAACUAAAUCUGAUAUUAGUCAUCCCAAAAACCUCUGGCUGCUUUAGUGCUUUAGGCAUCAAUUAAGCAAUUGGCUAGCUGUGAUAAACUAUGCUUACUGUCCAAGAGGCAAACAAUUAGGACUGCAGCAGGAGUCUUAUGGGCCCAUUGUGGAGCUCCUGAAGAUACCCCAUGCACUACAAUACUCAGGACAAGCAAAUAUUUAGAACAAGAAUCUCUAAAUUCUCCAGGACUUAUAAUGAUGCUCAGUACCAUUUUACUCUUUACAUAGGGUGGACCACUUGCAUCUCUUCUAUAAUUUUUCCAAGUAAAGCUAUAGCCCAACAUUUUAGAAAGCAAACUUAUAAGAAAAUAAAAAUGGUAUCACUUGAAAUAUCAAAACCAUUAAUAUUCCCGAGCAUUGUUGAGGGAUGGGUGAAGCAAUCAGUCACCAUAACAAAUCAGUAGAAAUAACCUUUCCCUGCCAGGUCUGCAUGCAAAAAAGAAUGUGAUAUUUGACUCGCUAUAAUCAGCAUAUGUAAAUGGAGGUACAAAACACACGGUGUGCAAGUACAGAUGAAUUCCAUCAGAUUUACUCUAGAGAACAUCAGUAGUGACAGAUUGCACUUAAUCACAGCAAACUUGAUUUUUGAGGGGAAAAAAUGGGGGAGUCUUAUCCUAGAAAAAUAGCAAGAGAGGUAUCAUGAAAGAGCUAAAAUUUUCUUUGGCAUGGUAAAAGGAGAAAUUGAGUUUACCAACUUUUUUACAUGACAUUUCUCUAUAUUUGUGGGUGAUGCAAUGCCAUUUCAUUACAUAAAGUUGUUUGAUGUUUUAUAAUAUGUCUUCAUAUAAAUAUUUUAUUCAAUGUGUUGUAUUUGUGAAUACAACAGAUGGUAUUAAACACAGAAACUGUACAAUGCAAACUCUUUGUAUGUAAAUUGAGCAAUACAUACCAACAGUUCUUGAAACACAGAUCAGAUCCUACAUGCAGUUUGUCAGCACUGUCCUCGUCCCAUGCAACAGGUGAGACCAGACACAAAGGAAAUGAUUGAACUAAUUUACAAAUAACAAGGACCCCUCUGCAAUAUGUCUAAACAUAUGUUAGAAGAAAGUAUUUUGACAUCCUUUCAUAGGGAUAAAUGUCCUUAUAGACAACUCAUAUUAAAAAAACAAAAACAAAAACAAAAAACAGAGGUACACAUUUACAUAAAUCUCAGUCAUUUAGAAAAAUAAAUUUUGUCUUAAUUUUAACCAAUAAGAGGCUUCCAGGGGAAAAAAACCAGCAAGUAGGGCUGAUUAUCAAAAACAAAUUGGUGUGUGUGUGUGUGUGUGUGUGAGUGCGCGCGCGCGUGUGUGUUGGAGUCAGCAGUGUCUUUAAGCCCAUCAUUAAAUUUUCAAGUUAAAUUAUUUCAUUUGCCACAUAUUAUGGAAUAUAUAUCUUCCCUAAAUAAUUGGUUAAUGAAAUCCAUCUAAUGUAUUUUAACUUAUCCUGUUAAAAACAAUAGGCUUUAAAAUAGCAUAACAAGAAAUCGAGAACAGUAAAAAAAAUCAUUUUGUUGUAUUUGUACUUCAGCAUUAUCAACAAUAAAUCUACUCAAACAUUAUGCUAACUUUUUAUUUAUUAAAAUGGAAUCCAAUAUGAAAAUGAAAUAAGCAUAAACAGUUAAUUUUAUACUAAAUCUUUAAUCAGCUAAGCAGGCUAAUAUUUUAAAAUGCUAGGUAAGGGCUGUCAUGGAGACUUAGAAGAGCAGUGACAAAAUAAUUUCCUAAUAAAUACAGUGCAGAUGGGGGGGGGGGAAAUGGUAACUGGGUCAUCCUUCCACAUGGAAAUAAUAACAAGAGGCCAGUGUAUUGAUCCCACAUAUAGUUUUCUAUAAAUGAGGUCCAGUUUGGUCUCAAUUAACUCUUCUGAGGACAAAACAUUAAAUUUUAUUAAGUAUACACAGAGUUAACAAAUAUAUUUCCAAACAGUUUAGUACUAAACAUUUUGAAACUCUUUAUAUCCAAUAUUGAGCAUUUUGCAUGGUUUCUUCACUGCGUAGUUAACCGUUCAUGGCCUUUCUUGGUAGUUGUCUUUCCUAAGCUCAGAAUUAUUUAAAAGGAAAUUAAAAGAGCAAAUGAAACAAAAGCAAAUCAGUUGAAUGGACCAAAAACCUGAUGCUUGAUCGUGUUGGUUGGCCUUUAAUUUUAUCUAGAAUAAUUCAACAGACUGCAUUCUGAGAUCAUGGCAAGGCACCUCUACCCCAGCCAUUGGGCAACCUGGGCCCCAAUGCGCUGAGUUAGAGGUAUGGACUGGUGAAAUACACAGUACCUGACUCAGCAUGCUGAGCUAAAAAAAAUAUUUUUUUCCUAAUGUGUCCAGUUUAAAAACUUGUCAUUAAACACCAAAAAUAUUAAAGUCUAAUUUAUAACUAAGGUUUGCAUUGCUGCUGCAGAAAAGAACACAAUAGCCGCCUUGCCCAUGCUCUGCUGAGUAUGAGUGGAACGCAGCCAAAACCCGGGAUGGCAUUAAGUUCGGUUCAUUAAAAACAGGAAGAAUUAUAUCUGAAAUGGAUUUAGGUAGCGCAACUCUGGUAGGUUGUAAUUAUUGAUUUUUUUUUCCCAAAUAAUGAGGAUUAGUAGAUGAAAAAUGAACCUUAAUCAGGCCUACAAGGCCUACAGAGUUCUUUGGACCCACUUUCUCAAAAAACCAGUGGGUCUUGCUCGCUGGGCAAGGCAAAUGUUACCAUUACCAGUAAGCUUGUGAUAUGUAUAAAA